CCUUGGACAGGGACGGCAUGUACAUUCACUAAUGCAACAGUCCGAAAUGGCAUCGUGUACCGCGGAAACCAGAUAAGACGACAGGCGUCCAAAUGCUGGCAAGCAGACGAGAAAGAAAUCUUUCACCAUCGAGUGGUGGCUGAGCGCUGGGGAUGUGGCGUAGACUCUAUAAACGCUGCGUCUCCUGCUCGGUUCCAUUCACUGCGAACGUCCUCGCGUCUGCAGCUCCCUAGCUCUGCCUUCCGUGACGUUCACCGCUUUGCAGGAAGCCAACAUGCGUUUCGCCACUGCCGCAGUGCUCAGCGCGCUCGUGUCCGCUGUGUCAGCACACUUCCAUCUACAGUAUCCUAGCCCUAGAGGACCGUUCAACAUGCAAAACGAGCUGACCUUCUGCGACGCUUAUGGUCAGGUCACGACGAAUCGCACAGUCUUCCCGCUCAGCAAUGGGUACUACUUGCUAACAUCGGAGCAUCCGCUCUGGACACUUGGCGUCAUUAUCUCCACCGUCCCGGACCCCGACAAUUUCGCCAACUUCACGGACUCGCAGGGCAACGACCAGAUGGCCGUCAACUACUUUGAGACGUCCGGCGAGGGCGCGUUCUGUGCGCCGAUCGACAUCGGCGCGGCGAACAUCGCUGGCGUGCAGGACGGCUCGAACGUCACGAUCCAGUUCAUCUUCGACGGUGGUGACGGCGAGCUCUACCAGUGUGCGGACCUCACACUUUCGGCGAACAUGACCUCCAUUCCGUCCGAUGUGUCGUGCACGAACGCGACGUCGAAUGCUGGCGUGACUUACUUUAGCUCCGGCGUGGCCCCGCCGACGAUCACCGCGACGGGGACAAGCUCUAGCGCGACCUCGACCAGCACGUCGAGCGCGGCUGAUGCGAAGUCCGUCGUUGGUGUUUCUGGGAUCCUGUUAAGCGUGCUCGGUGGUAUGCUGGCUUUGGCGUGAUGCCAGUGUGCGUGGCAUCAGGAUAGUAAAAUGGGAUAGAUGUACAGUAAUGACGCUUGCUUUGCGUCCGC
Fomitopsis serialis is the source of this 1023-nucleotide messenger RNA. RefSeq lists its product as uncharacterized. Lineage: Eukaryota; Fungi; Basidiomycota; Agaricomycetes; Polyporales; Fomitopsidaceae. The transcript is spliced from 4 exons. Bases 275 to 952 code for a protein of 225 amino acids. The record is from RefSeq and is a predicted model, not a curated record.